This is a messenger RNA of Cornus florida, 2922 nucleotides long. Its product is annotated as BEL1-like homeodomain protein 7. The record is from RefSeq and is a predicted model, not a curated record. NCBI's taxonomy places the organism in Eukaryota, Viridiplantae, Streptophyta, Magnoliopsida, Cornales, Cornaceae. Gene Ontology annotation, biological process: regulation of transcription by RNA polymerase II. Gene Ontology annotation, molecular function: RNA polymerase II cis-regulatory region sequence-specific DNA binding; DNA-binding transcription factor activity, RNA polymerase II-specific.
UGGUGGAUAUUGCUGCAAACCCAGAACUCGCCAUCCAUGCGGAAGAUGAGAGAGAAAUUCAGAGGUUAGAGAGAGAGAGAGAGAGAGAGAGAGAGAGAGAGAUGGGGAGGUUUAAGGGAGGUUUAGGUCUACCAACUGGUAGUUAGAGAUUGAGCUCCUUAACCAAACAUCAUCAACAGCAGGAACCAAGUCAAGCAACAGCAACACCAACAACAACUAGAAAGAAAGGCAAAGCAAAGCUAGAAAGAGAAAGCAUUAAAAGAGAGAUAGAAAAAGAAACUUAUGAUUUCUUUGGAGAAAAAGGGUUUGAGUUUUUCAGAUAAAAAAGAGACCUUUAGAGGAGUUUUCAUGGAGAUAUAGAGAGAGAAAGAGAGAUGGGUCUGUUUGUGUAUGUAAGUCUCACGUGGGUGUUGGAGGAAUGAUGGAUAGAGAAUAUAUGAUAUGAAAAAAAGUUCACGGAGUGAUUAGGUAACUCAACUUGCAAUCCUGAGAGGGAAAGUUCUGAGAUUGACAGAGAAAAGGAUGGCUACUUAUUUCCCCAGUUCAAGUAACCAAGGAGAUGCUGCAACGACCCUUUAUAUGAGGGAACCUUUGCCAAGUUUCUCAGAAGCACCGGUUCUUUCCGGUAAUAUGAUGAUGUACAUGAACUACUCAUCUUCUUCGGGGUCAUACUCUGAUUCAUUAGCUAGGAUUUCUCAGCAGCAGAACAGCUGCAUUGAUAUCCCAUCUAUGGGGCCUUCGGAUCCCACCCCGCCACAGCAAGAAAUUUUAUCAAAUCUUGAAGGGUCACGAAUAGUGGAGCAUGAUCCCAAUACAUGGAGAGGCAGGAAUGAGAUGCUAUUUAUGCACCCAAUGGGUGGCAACACUGGCAUUCUUCAAGGUGGGCAUAACUUGCAGGGUCAGGGAUUAUCCCUCAGCCUAGGUACCCAAAUCCCAUCUGGAAUGCAAAUGCCUUCUAUCCAGUAUCGGAAUCCUAACCUGGGUUUCUCUUCGUUCUUGGGUCCUAAUCCUUCAGUGUCAGGUGAGGGCAGUGGCAGGAACGGUUCGUCUAAAGAUGAUGAGAACUCCCAAAGUAAACAGUCAAGAUAUGCUGAAUAUUUGCCACCUGGUUUUCCUGGAGGUAAUUCAGAUUCAAUCAAAGCAGAUAUGUCCCCAUAUGGAAUGUCAAGUAUUGCUAGAACCAUUCCCAAUUCCAAGUACCUAAAGGUAGCUCAGCAGUUGCUUGAUGAAGUUGUUAAUGUCCGGAAAGCUCUGAAGCAUCAGGAUUCUAGAAAGGACCUAAUGAAGGGUUCCGGAGAAGUUGAUGGGGGUUCAAAGAAUGAAACUGCAUUGCCUCCUGAUACUGGAGGGUCUUCAAAUCCUCAAGAGUCAACUAGCAACUCCCCAAGUGAGCUUUCAGCUGCUGAAAAACAGGAUUUGCAGAACAAGAUGACGAAGCUUCUGUCCAUGUUGGACGAGGUUGAUAGAAGGUACAAACAGUAUUAUCAUCAGAUGCAGAUCGUGGUAUCAUCAUUUGAUGUGAUAGCAGGUUGUGGUGCAGCAAAACCGUACACAGCACUUGCCCUCCAGACAAUUUCCCGCCACUUUCGUUGCUUGCGUGAUGCAAUAACAGACCAGAUUCGGAUAACUCGGAGAAGCCUCGGGGAGCAAGAUGCUACCGCAAAUGGUAGAGGGGUUGGAAUAACUCGCCUCCGCUAUGUGGACCAGCAGCUCAGGCAACAGAGAGCACUUCAGCAGCUUGGUAUGAUGCAACAACACGCAUGGAGACCACAAAGGGGACUGCCUGAAAACUCUGUUUCAAUUCUUCGUGCUUGGCUAUUUGAACAUUUCCUUCAUCCCUACCCAAAAGAUUCUGAUAAGAUCAUGCUGGCAAGGCAGACUGGCUUGACAAGAAGUCAGGUCUCAAACUGGUUUAUAAAUGCACGGGUGCGUCUCUGGAAGCCCAUGGUUGAAGAGAUGUACAAAGAAGAAAUUGGUGAUGCUGAGAUGGACUCUAAUUCCUCAUCUGAAAUUGCACCCAAAGCAACACAUAGUGAUGUCAAGGCCUCUGAGGAUAGAGGGGAUGAUUUUCAACAAAGUGCAUCUUCCACGGCAACCGAGCGUCGUCGGCCUGACCAAAAUAUUCCUGAUACUGAAAUGAAAGGACCCAAUUCUUCUGCCAAUUUGCAAAAUGGGACCCGUGGAGAAACUGAAAUUGAAUAUGGAGUGGUGAAAUCGAGGGUGGAGGGAAGGCCUGGUGAGGAUAACUAUAGUCUUUUCCAGGAUACAAUCGUUCAGUCUAAUGUAAAUAAUGAGAGAUUCAUGGCAGCUACUUCUGCGUUUCACAUGUCGGAGUUGGGAAGGUUCGGGAGUGGAAAUGGAGUGUCACUGACACUGGGAUUGCAGCACUGUGAGGAAGGCAGUCUACCAAUGAAUGUUGGUGCUCAUAACAGCUUUGUGACCAUGAGAGGGGACGAUGUUUACAAUGUGACUUCUUCUUUCGUGGGGUCUGAGACCGCUGAUUUUGAUUGCAUGGAUUCUGGGAACCAGCAACAGGUUUGGCUCCUCCCAUCUGUUACAUGAUUUUGUAGCAUGAAAAAUGCUUGUUGGCAAUGUAUUUUGGUGAAUUUUAAGCUCUCCUAAGGGGGCAAAAUUUAGUGAGUGUAAUAGCUGCGCUUUGAACCAUUAGACGCGGGACGUCUCACGUCGUGACAUGGUAAAAGAUGAAGCUUAUUCCCUCUGAAUAUGAAAAUACUUAUGUGAAGUACAGUUGUAUUAUAAGAAAAGAUUGGUUGGAAGAUUAGCAUAUUUGUAAAGAUAAUACAUUUUUUUUGUUGAACAUGUUGAGAGAAUUUGUAAAUUACUUUCAACUUUGGUAGUGAAGAAAAGGAUUAUCUUCUCAUUUGAAAUAAGAUAGUAGGAAUUGUUUGAUUGUAAUAAUAA